Penicillium diatomitis is the source of this 3525-nucleotide messenger RNA. RefSeq names its product mannosyl-oligosaccharide glucosidase (gene cwh41). Gene Ontology annotation, molecular function: Glc3Man9GlcNAc2 oligosaccharide glucosidase activity; oxidoreductase activity. The record is from RefSeq and is a predicted model, not a curated record. Bases 1 to 3525 code for a protein of 1174 amino acids. Gene Ontology annotation, cellular component: endoplasmic reticulum membrane. The transcript is spliced from 10 exons. Gene Ontology annotation, biological process: oligosaccharide metabolic process; protein N-linked glycosylation. NCBI's taxonomy places the organism in Eukaryota, Fungi, Ascomycota, Eurotiomycetes, Eurotiales, Aspergillaceae.
AUGUCGACCUCGACUGGUCGCCGCGAUAUUGUCGUCAUUGCUCACCACAAGGUGACCCUCCUCGAGGCAUCCGAGAUCGCUGGCGGGGCUUCAGGCAAGGCAGGCGGACUACUGGCUCAAUGGGCAUAUCCCAGCAACAUCGUCGACCUGAGCUUCUCUCUCCACGCGCAGCUUGCUCAGGAGCACAAUGGAAGUGAGAAAUGGGGCUACCGGGAGACCAACUGUGGUCAACUGGUUGUCAAAGGCCGCGCCAUGAGUGACAAGAGCCACAAGGAGGCAGGCGAAUCUCUUCAGAAGCGCAGCAAGGCCGCAGUCUCUAGGCUCAAGGUCGACAACAUCCCUAAAGAUCUCGACUGGGUAGAGUCAGACCUUUUGCGGGCCUAUGAGAGUAUGAGUGGGCCCGGUGAGACUGCUCAAGUCCACCCAUAUCUGUUCACCACUUCCAUGGCGGAACUGGCAGAGGAGAAAGGCGCGGUAGUCAUCAUUGGUCAAGUGGAUGAGAUUUCUCGCUCCGCUGAUGCUGUUGAAUCAGUGACCUACACUGAGAAAGCUUCCGGGGAAGUCCGAACCAUUGCUGCUACCGAUGUAAUCGUGGCGGCUGGUCCAUGGACUCGAUCAGUCCUACCAGAGGCACCAAUCACGGCCAUGCGUGCUCACAGCGUUGUCAUUGAGCCUGCUAGGCCUGUCAGUGCCUACGCGUUGUUUACAAACAUUGAGAUUCCUGCAAACUUCGACCCUGCGAGGAAGUCACGGGCCACCGUCGCAGCCCCAGAAAUCUACACCCGUCCGGACGACACAGUAUACGCAUGUGGUGACGGAGACCAGACUGUACCACUACCGAGUACCUCUGCCGAGGUCGAAGUCGACCUGGAGCGUUGCCAGGAAAUCAUCGAUCAGGUUGGCAGUAUCUCAGAUGCACUGCGCCACGGCAACAUUCAGACAAGGCAGGCUUGUUACUUACCCAACUGCGAGAAUGGCAAGGGUCCUUUGGUGGGCUUGACCCAUACUAAGGGAUUGUAUCUCGCAGCUGGCCAUACGUGCUGGGGUAUCCAAAAUGGACCUGGUACUGGCAAACUCAUGAUGUCUCCCUUCAAUGCCAUCAACUUGAAUGAUGCGGUCAACGAUGCAUCGCUUGGGAAUCUCACUGUUAUUGGUGAGGCCGCGCGAGCCAACAAUGAGUCUCUAUUAUGGGGUCCAUACAAGUCGAAUCUCUACUUCGGCGUGCGACCUCGUCUUGCAAACAGUCUCACUGCAGGCCUUAUGUGGUCGAAGGUUGAUGACUUCGCUUCAGUUCAACAAAACUUCAGGCACACCUGCGAACAAAAUGAAGGCAUGGCGGGAUAUGGCUGGGACGAAUACGAUAUUCGAAAGGGUGGUCGUGAAACCAUUCACGAUGCCGGAAACACCUUGGACCUGACCAUUGACUUCAUCAAAGUGCCAGGUGGUCAACACGGUGGCAGCUGGGGCUUUCGCGUGAAAGGAAUCCCAAGAGAAGAUGGGAGCCCUGAUCAAGCGACUUCAGUUGUUUUCUACGCCACCUUGGAAGGGCUUGGUCAGCUGGGAGUCGAUAUGAGCACUGUCUCUGACCACGCGCCAAUGGAGGGCGCCCUGCGAUUCAAUGGAUAUGCUUCUGAACUGGGGGACUUCACAAUCGACGUCACAGAUGGCCCGAGCAGCAAUGAAUACUUUGAAGUUGGCGAUGAUAAAUUGGGCAAAUUACUGGGCCAUGGCCUUGUCUCCAGUGCGACAAUGCCACAGGAAGCUCUUUGGCAAGCGAAGGGCAUUCUCUUUGCCCAGAUGAAGGGCGAGGUCGAUGCCGCCAUUGAGAAGCUCGGUACCGAUAACCCACCUCACCCAGCUCAGCUCUUCACCAUCAAGCACGUGCCUGGCGACGGCAACGUUCAUCUCGUGCAGAAAGUCUUCAAGGGCGCCUUCGAGUUUGAUGUCCUUUUCUCAUCAGGAUCUGCCCCCAAACCUAUGACCUCGGACACAAUCACAGAACAGAAGAAGCAAGCAUUUGUGUCAUUUUCCGAGCGAUUCAAGGAGGUGCUUGCUCCGCAAGCGCCUUUUGAUAAGGACGCUGAGUUCUCAACCUUCUCCAAGGCCAUGAUUUCCAAUUUGGUGGGCGGCAUCGGCUUCUUCCAUGGCGAUGACGUUGUUGAUCGAUCUGCUUCACCCGCCUACGAAGAGGAAAAUGAGGGUUUCUGGGAGGAGACUGCGAAAGCGCGCGCUGAGGCUCAACCAGUGACGGAGGGUCCAAAGGAUCUUUUCACGUGUGUUCCGUCUCGGCCAUUCUUCCCAAGAGGAUUCCUUUGGGACGAAGGUUUCCACCUCAUUCCCAUCAUGGAAUAUGAUUCCGAUCUUGCUCUCGAAAUCAUCAAAAGCUGGUUCCAUCUUAUGGACGAAGACGGUUGGAUUGCGAGAGAGCAAAUCCUGGGCCACGAAGCACGAAGCAAGGUUCCCGCUGAAUUUACAGUUCAGUACCCUCAUUACGCAAAUCCUCCGACACUGUUCAUGGCUUUGGAAGACUUCAUGGACAGAGCCAGAUCAAACCAGAGCAUUCAAUCUACAAGCACCCCUCAUGAGGAUCCUGCGGAGUCUCUCCGGUCAGCCACCUUGCGGAAUCCGGAGUUGGCAAAUGGCUACCUUCGGUCAUUCUAUCCUUUGAUGAAGAGACACUACUUCUGGUACCGAAAGACUCAGCGUGGAGACAUCAAGUCUUAUGAUCGCGAGGCCUUCUCAACUAAGGAAGGCUACCGCUGGCGAGGACGUUCAGUGCAACACAUCUUGACGUCUGGUAUCGAUGACUAUCCCCGCCCUCAGCCGCCUCACCCCGGUGAGCUGCACGUGGACCUCAUCAGCUGGAUUGGCAUGAUGACCCGCACGCUUCGUCGCAUUGCCGAUUAUCUGGGCGAGACAGAGGAUGCCGAAGAGUUUGCUUACUACGAAAAUGCUAUCACACGCAACAUUGAUGACCUUCACUGGGACGAGAAAGAGCAAACCUUCUGCGAUGCCACCAUUGACGAGUUUGAAGAGAGCGUCCAUGUAUGCCAUAAGGGCUACGUCUCUAUCUUCCCAUUUCUGACCGGCAUGUUGGGCCCUGAUAGUCCUCGUCUCAAGGCUAUUCUCGAUCUGAUCAGCGACCCAGAAGAACUGUGGAGUGAUUAUGGUAUCCGCAGUCUCAGCAAAAAAGAUCAGCACUAUGGCACGGAAGAGAACUAUUGGCGAAGCCCCGUCUGGAUGCCAAUCAAUUAUCUGGUAUUGAAGAAUCUAUAUGAACUUGCCAUCGUCUCUGGCCCUCACCAAGAUCAAGCUCGUGAGAUGUAUACCAAUUUGCGGAAGAAUCUAGUGGAGAACAUUUUCAAGGAAUGGAAGAGGACUGGAUUUGCCUGGGAGCAGUACAACCCUGAAACAGGCGUGGGACAGCGAACUCAGCACUUCACUGGCUGGACCAGUCUGGUGGUGAAUGUGAUGGCGAUGCCGGAUUUGCGGAAGAGCAAGCCAGCUUCCCACGAUGAGCUAUGA